Biomphalaria glabrata is the source of this 465-nucleotide messenger RNA. RefSeq names its product ankyrin repeat and SAM domain-containing protein 3-like. The transcript has a single exon. The record is from RefSeq and is a predicted model, not a curated record. NCBI's taxonomy places the organism in Eukaryota, Metazoa, Mollusca, Gastropoda, Planorbidae. Gene Ontology annotation, molecular function: protein binding. Bases 1 to 465 code for a protein of 154 amino acids.
AUGCAAGGUGUCUCUGCUUUGAUGGAAGCAGCCUCAUUCGGAAAUUAUGACAUUAUCAGAGCUCUUCAUGUAAAGAGCUAUGACCUAGAGUUUUCAGACAAUAAUGGCUGGACACCAUUAAUGUUCGCUUCUUUUUCUGGAGACUGCUUUGCAGUUGAAUUUCUGUUAGAAAAGGGAGCUAACAUCGAUGCUUUUUCCAACCUGGGUGCAACUUCAUUGAUUAUCGCUUCAGAUCAUGGUAAAGAAAAUGUAGUGUCUUUGUUACUUAGGCGUGGUGCAAAUGUAAAUGCCAAAAGUAUACAUGGGAUGACAGCAUUGUGUUACUCUGCAAGGAAGGGGCACACACGUAUUUCAGAACUACUCAUUGAAAGUGGCGCAGAUGUGAAUCAUGAAGAUUACCUGAAAAAGACAGCUUUAAUGUAUGCAGUUCUGUUGAAAGAUCUAGAGAGUGUAAAUUACUUAUAA